This is a messenger RNA of Amborella trichopoda, 1346 nucleotides long. RefSeq names its product zinc finger protein WIP6. The record is from RefSeq and is a predicted model, not a curated record. NCBI's taxonomy places the organism in Eukaryota, Viridiplantae, Streptophyta, Magnoliopsida, Amborellales, Amborellaceae. Gene Ontology annotation, cellular component: nucleus. Gene Ontology annotation, molecular function: DNA-binding transcription factor activity. Gene Ontology annotation, biological process: regulation of gene expression; anatomical structure development.
CUCUUCCCAUAAAAGCCCGGUCGUUGCUCCUUUACUCCCAUUUAUCACACCCCGUUCCUCAUGCUGCACCACCACCAUCUGGGUCCGAGCCCACCGCUCAUCACGCGCACCGCUCCUUCAGGAGCGUGCUCUAGGAACUGGGUGGGCCGCUUUUCUGAACCCACCUCUUGUCUAGGCAAUGUACGGCAAGCGGAAGAUCAAAUGGAAGAGGAAGAGCUGCUCGAGGAGGAUGCAGUCUUUCUGAGUCUUGCUCCACCUGGUCAGCAGAGGGUGAGCCCAAACAAACAUGAACAACUCCACGCACGAGCUUUGCACAGCGGAAACUCGGACGAUGGUGUGACUAUUGCGCUGCAAAUAGGGGCGACAGGCGGAGCGGUGGAGGGGACAGUUGGGGUUAAUGGUGUGAGAGUGUUGGCGGAGGGGCAGUAUUGGAUCCCCUCCCCGGCGCAGAUCUUGGUUGGACCUACCCAGUUCGCCUGCAGCGUCUGUAACAAGAGCUUCAAUAGAUACAAUAACAUGCAGAUGCACAUGUGGGGGCACGGCUCAGAGUACAGGAAGGGUCCAGAGUCCCUACGUGGGGCAAAGCCUUCAUCACUGCUUAGGCUGCCUUGUUACUGCUGCGCGGAAGGGUGUCGGAACAACAUCCAACACCCCCGCUCCCGCCCCCUCAAAGACUUCCGAACCCUUCAGACCCAUUACAAGCGCAAGCACGGCGCAAAGCCCUUUGCCUGCCGCAAGUGCGGCAAACUAUUUGCUGUGCGCGGUGACUGGCGAACCCAUGAGAAGAACUGUGGGAAGCUCUGGUUCUGUAUCUGUGGCUCUGAUUUCAAACACAAGCGCUCACUUAAGGACCACAUUCGAGCAUUUGGGCCCAGCCACGCACCUCAUUCCAUCGACCACCUUCCUGCUAUCGUUCACCAUGAAGUGUAUGAAUAUGAUGAUCAGAAAGGGCCCUCCAUUGUUCACCAAGAAGAAGAAGAUGAUGAUGAUGAAAAAGAAGAUUAUGGCAAUGUCCAUGUGUGUUAUGAUGAGGAUGAUUAUUCGUGCUCAGGGACCUCCUCAUGCUGACUGUAAUGUUGAUUAUGUAAUGGGAAGAGUGGAUUAGGGUUCAAAAUUAAGUAAUCGGAAGGUGAUAGCUAACGUUCCAUUGAAAGGCAUUCGUUCCGUUUUGUACAACCUUUUCUCAUCUGGUUGACUUAUAUGUUUCACCGUUGCGCUCUCUCUCUAACUAUGUUUCACCCUUCCUCUCUCUCUUUCUCUCUCAACAUGCAACACCUUUGAGUUAUUGUAAUGCACCUACUUAUAUCUUGUAUCACAUACUUAUGUUAACUCUCUCUCUCCCUCAU